Molecule: messenger RNA, 3541 nt
Organism: Monopterus albus (swamp eel)
Lineage: Eukaryota; Metazoa; Chordata; Actinopteri; Synbranchiformes; Synbranchidae
Gene: tnfrsf11a
Product: tumor necrosis factor receptor superfamily, member 11a, NFKB activator
Exons: 10
Coding region: 321-2297 (658 amino acids)
Biological process (GO): ossification; positive regulation of bone resorption; response to interleukin-1
Cellular component (GO): external side of plasma membrane
Molecular function (GO): cytokine binding; tumor necrosis factor receptor activity
Source: RefSeq, a predicted model, not a curated record
AUGGGUAAACCUUUUUUCUCUACAUAUGACAACAUGGGAGGAGUUCCUGCUAUCCCUCAUCUGCGCACUCACUUUUCACAAGCUGUUGCUUGCAGUUCUCUCCAUAACGUGUGGGUGAAGAGAGAAGAGAGAAGAGAGGAGCGUUUGGAACUUCAGCUGCGGGAACGAAGGCGCAAGAAUGCCUUGUGACAAAGUGUGGAGGCUUCGCCACAUUUACUGUGAGGGAGUUUGAAGAAGACUCGCAUCGUGUUGUUUAGAGUCGCCUUCUUGGCUGAGUAAGAACAGUCCACCUCAGAAACAGUGUUAAUUAAACAGCAGAGAUGAGACUGAACUUUUCAACUAGUUGGAUAUUCCGAGGCUGGAUAACGUGUGUGCUCAUCACCUUGUACGCACAGCAUGUGGUCUCCAAAUCUCUGAAGUGCAAUGAAAAUCAAUAUUUAAAAAGCUCCAGAUGCUGCGAGAAGUGUCAGCCAGGCUUCCGUGUGUUUUCUGACUGCAGCGACUCCCAGCAAACUAAAUGUGUUCGAUGUAGCCGUGGUGAAUACCAGUCUGACUGGACUGAUGAGAAGCGCUGUCUCCAGCAGAAAUUCUGUGACCCAGUGAAGGGUUUUAUGGAGAGGCCUGAAAAUCUCAUGGCAGAGGAGCCGUGUCGCUGCCGCCCCCCACUCCAGUGCCAUCCCAUCAACUGUGAGUUCUGUGAGAGCAUACCCAUCUGCAAUCCUGGACAAGGACUCAGAGUGGACCCUGAGUCUACUAAUGGAAGGAUGGACUGUUUUGCAUGCACUAAGGGUUUCUUCUCUGCUGGCAACCAUGAACAGUGCAAACCUUGGACUAAUUGUAAGGCUGAGGGCAGGAGUGAGACACAGCCAGGUAGCGCUCAAGCCGACGCAGUGUGUGGACUACCUGUGUCUGGUGCACCACCCUCCUGGGUUAUAGUUUCAGUUCUGUCUGUCAUUACUGUUCUGUGCCUCCUCAUCCUACUCCUCUUCUGUUAUAAGGACAAACUGAAAUUACUGUCUGUAAAUCUGCGAUCCUGUGUUCAAAAUCUGAAGAGGACUAGAAUACAGCAGGAGACCUUGGCCCCUCUUUACCACAGUGGAGGUCCCAAAUGUGCACCAUGUGAGACAACCAAACUCAUCUGCCAAUCACCACGCAACCCCACAGAUGAGUCCUCGUGCACAUUGCCCUCUUCAGAUCCUGAUAUAAAGGUCUCGCUGCCUUUCACAGGGGAAUUGACAGAAAAAGAGGGGACUAAUGGGAAGACGGUGAAGGAGGAUCAGAGCGAAGGGUCUGGAGAACCAGAGGAGGUGUCAGAAGAAGAGGACGUUGUGAGCGUGCCUCCUCUUUUGGCAGGCUCUUGUGUGUGUGUCAUUCCCAUUUGUGAGCCACUGGAAGUAGGGGAGAAUGAGGACUGUAGCCAGGCCGUCAGCCCCGGGACGCCAGGCACCUGCUCAUGCCGAGGACUAGACGGAGAGAGGGGUGGAGAUGAGGGUGGGAAAGAGAAGAGUGAGAGUGUAAGGGUAGAUAAUGGUGGAGAAAAGGGUGGUGGAAAUCAAGAAACGAUGGUUUUGUCCAAGAGUGAGACAGGUUGUGCAUCUCUUCCUCCUCUUCCACCUCCCCUCUUCCAUAUCUCCUCAGCAGCCCCUCCAUCCAAUCCAUCUCCUGAAGUGCGCCUGCCAUUGUCCCAGGCUCAGGUGACAGCGAGGCUCAAAAAUCACUUGACUGACAGGUCACUGGUUAAACAGGAGGAAUUAUGUAGCCUGGCAAGCACAGACACCACCUCAACAGAGGACAGUACAACCUCUGCGAUGACCUCUGUCAGCCACCUGGUGGCUUCCUCAUCUGUUGGAGAUCUCUACAUGGACAAGCCCCUGGAGGCCUCGAGCCCAGAGAAAGGCCAGAGACUUUUCUGGGAAGACAGUAGUGGAAACAAGCUCUCUUCUGAGGAGUCAAAACUGGAGUGUUCACCUGAGAGCCUCCAUAGUCAGUUGGCUGAACCAACUGUUAAUUCAGCUCAGGUGUCAAGGAACCACAGUACCACCUUCAUCUCCAGUGGUCAGGUGAUGAACUUCAAUAGCGACGUUGUCGUUGUCUAUGUCAGCCAGACAUCUCUUGGCAGUGAUGGGGCAGGGCAGGAUGAUGCCUUUGGAAGCCCUGUCCAAGAAGAGGCCGUUGAGACGGCUCCAUUUUUUCAGAGCAGCCUGGUGUCACAAGGGGACUUUUCCCACAUCACCUCGCGAGAGGAGGAGACACUGCCAGUCCAAGAAGUGAUGGAGGAGCAGCCAGUGGGGAAGUGAAAACUGACCAGUAGCUGUGUGUUAUCAGUCAGCACAGCGAUCAGCUCAGAUAGGCAUUGCAUCACCGUAUAAAUCUUAGCUCCCAAUGAAAUUACAAAAUAAUUAUGUCCUACUACAACAGCUUUCCAUACAAGAACUAGGAGAGGAAGGGGACUGGUCAGUAGACUGAAGAAGAAACCUUUAAAAAUGUGAAGCUAUCAUUCUAAGCCCAUGUAUUUUUUGGAAUGUAGUCUAACAUAAAUUUGUCCCAUUUCAUGCAUUGGUUACUGAAUCUUGCCUCAGGCAUCCCUGGUGUUUCUUUUUUCAACGUUCAGUUGAAAGCUGCAGUUUUCAUUCAAGAAAACCCACCAUGUUCUUGACAAUGAUAGGGAAUUUAACUGGGAAAUGAAUGUGGAGUCAGAGUUCAGACUGGAAGAACGCCAUGUUUUCAUGAUUGUAUGAAAACUUCAGCUGGACCUUGACACAAAGUGGUUGCUACAUUUCCUAUAGGGCACUUUUCAUUAUAAAAUAGCCCAGUUUAAAAUCUGUGGACUCUCAAUUUGACAUUUGGAUGAUUUCAAUAGUUUCCUUACAUAACAAUACACUAUAUCCAUGUAAAUAUAGUUGUUUGGUUUCACAGAAUUUUGUCAAAUUUUUAUAUGAAAAAAUUCUGUGUACUAGUUACAUUAAGAUUUUUCUGCAUCAAAUUAAAGAUUUUUUUUUUUUAAAUUAACAUUUAAAUCUUAAUUUCCCCCUUUUUGUUUUGUUGUGUCUAACAAAAGCAAUUUUACAGUAAGGAGACAUCCAGUUUUGGUACAAAGCUUGGUUCUCCUCUGUGCCGACUUUUCUCUCUUCUUAUUGCACCACAUGUGCAGUUUAUGAAAAAAAAAAAUGCUAUGCAUUUGAUAAGCUAUUUUAUUACUGGUUUUGUUAUGUUUCAUUGUGUUUUAAAGUGCAGGCAUUAAUGAAGAAAAGUAAAACUAUCAGGCUGUUUAUAAUGUUUUGUUUUAAAUAAUUUUACUAAAUAGGUUGUUUAUGUAAUAUUUCCAAAGAUUCAUAUGUGAUCAAUCUUUGUAUAUAUUUCAAAAGACAAAAAAACACAAUGUAUUUGUGAAAUGAGAAUGAAUAUUUCCUUUGUUGCUUCCUCUCAUUUGAUUAGUGAUAUGGACGAGUUAAGUUAAGUGGAGAUGCCAAACGCACACAUUCAAGGUGUUAAAAGGGACUGUUCAUAUGUAUGCAGCCUUGCAAAUAAUUAUAUAUACAUG